Xiphias gladius (swordfish) is the source of this 3545-nucleotide messenger RNA. RefSeq names its product basic-leucine zipper transcription factor A (gene pdgfba). Lineage: Eukaryota; Metazoa; Chordata; Actinopteri; Istiophoriformes; Xiphiidae. The record is from RefSeq and is a predicted model, not a curated record. The transcript is spliced from 7 exons. Gene Ontology annotation, biological process: positive regulation of cell migration; positive regulation of phosphatidylinositol 3-kinase/protein kinase B signal transduction; positive regulation of MAP kinase activity. Gene Ontology annotation, molecular function: growth factor activity; platelet-derived growth factor receptor binding. Gene Ontology annotation, cellular component: membrane. The coding region runs from base 799 to 2493 and encodes 564 amino acids.
GCGCAAGGGGCGAGAACAACCCGAUCCGGCGGAGCCAGCGAGCGGAGCGCAGACGCGGAGGGAGGCAAAGUGUGAGCUUCACGGAGAGCCGCUAUCGACGAGAUAGAUGCUUAGAGGAGACAUGUGCUGUUCGCAGUCAAGCGACUAAGCUGACUCUCGCAGCGCGGCGUCCACAGAAUUACGCACGAAGCGCUAUUCCAAGGUGACCAACUUUUACGCACGGGACCACUGGAGUUGUGGCGUUUUACCUGUGACCAGAAUGCUGCAAUGUUAUCACAUUUAACCGCGGUUUUGGAGCUUGUUGCCUGAUCGUUUCUAACUGGAAUUUUGACUGUAAAAGUGGAGGCAUCCAGCACUUGGACACAUGCGACCGAAUCACUUUUAAAAAAAUCACACAUUUGGAGACGUUUUGUUGGAAUCACAGCGGGGGGGCUCACCGAGACUCGCUCUUGCACCGCGGACCGAUAGAGCGGGACCUGUGUAGCUGUAGCCUUCGUCAAUCGCAGCACCCUGCAUCGGGCUACGCACCUGUCCCACAGAGCCCCUGACGUCCCCGUGGGUGAGUUUUCAAAACAGCGGCAUGGACAGAGUCAGACGUCUAGCCUGCGCGUGAGUCACCGCGAGCAAACAUUUGGACGAGCGGCGCUCACAGGCAGUGACACAUUUGGGGAUAUUUGACCGUGCGUGCCUUGCACAGGCGCACGACACCGGGACGAGGCUCGGUGCAGCCGGAGGAUUGGACGCCGCGGUGCUAAAUGCCCAGCCGGUCGCUUGCGGCUCCUCAGGCUGGGCGGCGACAUGAGGUCCUGGGUCCUUCUGCUGCUGCUGGCUGCGCUCUCGGCGGCCCGUCUGCGGCUCGGCAGUGCUGAGGGCGAUCCUCUCCCCCCGUCGCUGGUCGACCUGGUGAGGAACUCUCCCAUCUCCUCCGUGGACGACCUAAAACUGCUGCUGCAGCAGGAGACCAGUGCAAUUGAAGAAGAAGAAGAAAACGAGCAUGAUAUUCUCACAAACCACACCCAUGGUCGAUACACUAGAAGUCUUGUGGAGGCGCAGCCGGCCCAGCAGGCAGCCUGUAAAGUUCGCACAGAGGUGAUGGAGGUGACGAGGUCCAUGCUGGACCGCCGCAAUGCCAACUUCAUGCUGUGGCCACCGUGCGUGGAGGUGCAGAGAUGUUCGGGCUGCUGCAACACGAGGCUUCUGCAGUGCGUCCCCACCGUCACCUCCAGCAGAUACCUUCAGGUGUUUAAAAUCCAGUACAUUAACAGGAAAGCCCACUACGACAAAGCCGUAAUCUCAGUGGAAGAUCACGUCAGCUGCAGGUGCCAAUCUACCAUACCUUCCUCAUCCUCUUCAUCUUCUUCCUCCUCGUCCCUUCCGAUCACUCACUCUUCCAUCCAGAGCAACCCCAAUCCCCUUCCACCUCCACCACAGCAGCCUCCCCCUUCCUCCCACCUUCCCCUGUCCCUUCCCCGUUCCGUUCACCCUGCUUCGCCCAAGACUCAAGCCUCCAAGGCCGACCUCCAUCGCCACGAUGACCUGAAGCACAACCAGCAGCGCUACCAUCCUGAGGAGCGUGAGCCGGUGGCAAGGCAGUGGCAGCAGGGCAGCUACACCCAGCUGGUGCACUGGACGCAGCCCAGGGUGCACCAGCCUAUCGGGGGGGUUCUCGGGUCUGUCCGCAACUGGCCAUCGGAGGCAAGGGGAGAGCAUAGUGUCAUGGGAAGUACACAGCAGGUCGGGCCCGGGAGUGGGUAUGAAGGGAGCAGGGAGGAAGGCAGCGUGCAUGUAGCAAACAGUGAUGGUGAAGCGCAUCAUCCUGAUCACGCAGAGAGGCAGCAACAGGUCUUACAGCAUCAGCAGAGACAGCAGCAUCAGCAGCAAUAUCAGUAUCAUAACCCGCAGCAGUACAACCACGGACGAGCGGAGGAUCAAGAGCUGAGGGUGCAGUAUCGACUCAACGCUCCCCAAUCGGACAGCGCCACCCCAGCUCACGGCCCAACCCAGCCACCCAAAUUAGAACAAAACCCCACCCCUCCUCUAACCACGAAUCAGAAAGACUCAGUGACCAGCCAAAAAAACACAGAGGUCACAAAUCACAAACAGACUGAGACUGAAACAGUCAGUCAAAAAGUAGGGAACGAGAGGGAGGAAAGUGGGUCAGCCAAUAGCAGGGACUCGGCUGGUGCGGAGCUGGCCAAUCAGGAGAAGGAAAAAGACUCUAAGCUAACCAGAGGAGAUGGUCAUUUAACAGAGGAGGAGAGGAGACAGAAACUUCUGGAGAUGGUACAGAGGGAACCGGAUAAACAGACUCAUCUUCAUCCGCAUCAUCCACUGCAAAGACCAAAGCCAACUGCAUUUAAAACAGCCCUCUACACCGUGGCGCCCGUCUCACCCUCUGCACGUCAGGCCCCGUUCCGUCCGGCCUCGCCUCGUCGCAGGAGGAAACACCGCAAGCGCAUCAGCAAAGCAGCCAUCAGAGCCAUGAUCAUGUAGAGCUGCAGAAAAUGGUAAAGCUAACCAAAAGCUUUUGGCCAGACACAUUGAUCCAAAGGCAUACAGAGAGACAAGGAACAUGGGAUUCUUGAAUGUGGGACAUCUGACUCUGUGGACAAAUGCUGAGGAAUCAACGGAGGUGAUGGACACUGCCGCUGUGUUCGAUGAACGGCUUCAGAGAAAGUCACCUGUCCUGCUCCAGAGCUGCCGCAGAGCGUCCAGCUUCAUGGAUUUGAUAAAAGUGCAAUCUUACGAACUCCUUGGAUUGGAAGAUGUUUGUCACACUAAACACUGGACUUAAUUUGUAUGAACCACAAAUCCCAUUAACGUGGAUCGACGGAAGCUUACCAGAUGUCCGAGGCUAGGCCGGUGGUCUCUCCUUGCAGUUGGCAGCCAUUGAUUGGCUCCUUUAACACUUGUGACUUCCAGCUCAACUACUGAUUGGUGAACCUGACUAUGACUUGGACUAAGAAGUCAUCAUCUGGGGCUAAAUGUGGUGCUCAAGUUGUAUCUGUAGACGUGGAGAACUGGAUUUCUACACUGGGAUGAUAACUGGAAACUGGAGAGCGUAGCUCAGGCCUCAAUGCCAAACAUUACUGUUAUCUUACGAUGUCUGAAUCUAACUUUAUCUAACACUGGGGUAGCCAUACACUGAUCAUACUACACUGACUUUAGAGAAGUGCUCUGCCGUGUACUGUAGCUUAAUGUACUGGAUAAUAUCGAUAACCUGCUCAGUUUGUACUACUGCCAGAUCAAAAUGGAAUAACAACCAAAUGCCUGUCUAGAUAACAUGCUAUGAAUAUCCACAUUAAAGCAAGUCUUAAAGACCUGGCUUUUAGAGAUUGCUGUGAGCCUGUUAUAGCCAACACUGUAUGUAUAAAUGCUUUUAGAAAAUGAUAUCUGGGGGAAAAGGAAAAACUUUAUUUCUUAACUUAUUUAAAAAAGGAGGAUAUGAAGUCCUCCAGUUCUCAAGUGUAAUUAUUGUUGCAAACGUUUCAGAUUAUAAUUAUUGGUUGUACAACUGUUACUGUUAUGAAUGUUAUUUUUAAUAU